Messenger RNA from Malaclemys terrapin pileata, 1668 nucleotides. RefSeq lists its product as uncharacterized. Lineage: Eukaryota; Metazoa; Chordata; Testudines; Emydidae. The record is from RefSeq and is a predicted model, not a curated record. The transcript is spliced from 2 exons. The coding region runs from base 741 to 1325 and encodes 194 amino acids.
CUUGGAUGAAAUGAUUCACUCUCAUAAACCCUAAAAUGAAGUAAACAAAUAGUAUUUAUUCUCCUGGCAGGUUCAAAUUCCAUAGUUUAACAACCAUACUAAACCAGUGAAAGCCUUGAGUUCAUCCAGGAGUCCCUUUGUAUGCUUGGACAUUCUUGUACACCCACAAAGAUCAAGUCUCUGUAAUAUGUUAUCAGCAUAUUCUUUUAAAAAGUGCUUUCUUAGGCCUGGUCUACACUACAACUUUAAUUCGGAUUUAUCAGCGUUAAUUCGAAUUUACCCUGCACCCGUCCACACAACGACGCCAUUUAAUUUGAAAUAAAGGGCUCUUUAAAUCAAUUUCUGUACUCCACCCCGACGAGCGGAGUAGCGCCAAAAUUGAUUUUAACAUUUCGAAUUAGGGAUAGUGUGGCCGCAAUUCGAUGGUAUUGCACUCUGGGAGCUAUCCCACAGUGCAUCCUUGUGACCGCUCUGGACAGCAAUCUAAACUCGGAUGCACUGGCCAGGUAGACAGGAAAAUUUGAAUUUCAUUUCCUGUUUGCCCAGCGUGGAGAGCACAGGUGACCACAGAUAGCUCAUCAGCACAGGUAACCCUGCAGGCCCAUAAUCGAAAAAGAGCACCAGCAUGGACCGUACGGGAGGUACUGGAUCUGAUCGCUAUAUGGGGAGAGGAUUCAGUGCUAGCAGAACUUCGUUCAAAAAGACGAAAUGCCAAAACUUUUGAAAAAAUCUCCAAGGGCAUGAUGGAGAGAGGCCACAAUAGGGACUCAGAUCAGUGCCGCGUGAAAGUCAAGGAGCUCAGACAAGCCUAUCAAAAAACAAAGGAGGCAAACGGUCGCUCCGGGUCAGAGCCGCGGACAUGCCGCUUCUACGCUGAGCUGCAUGCAAUUCUAGGGGGGGCUGCCACCACUACCCCACCUGUUACCAUGGAUUCUGGGUCGGGGAUAGUCUCAUCAGCUACACCUGAGGAUUCUGUGGAUGGGGAAGAGGAGGAGGAGGAGGACGAGCUUGCAGAGAGCACAGAGCACUCCGUUCUCCCCAACAGCCAGGAUCUUUUUCUCAGCCUGACUGAAGUACCCUCCCAAGCCAGUAUCCAAGACCAUGACCCCAUGGAAGGGACCUCAGCAGCUGCAAAUUCUUCAAGCCUCCCUCCUCCAUCCCGAAGGCUAUCACAGAUAAGGCGUCGGAAAAAGAAGACGCGAGACGAGAUGUUUGCAGAAAUUAUGGAAUCCACCCGCAGUGACAGAGCUCAUCUGAAUGAGUGGAAGGACACGGUUUCAAAGUAUAGGAAAGAAGCCAGUGAACGUGAGGAGAGGAGGGACUAACGUGAGGAGAGGAGGGACGCUCGAGAUGAGAGGUGGCGGCAGGAAGAUCAGAGGAGGCAGGAUGCAACGCUGGGGCUGCUGCGUGAGCAAACAGACAUGCUCUGGCGUCUGAUGGAGCUUCAGGAACGCCUGCAGGAAAACCGAGUGCCGCUACAGCCCUUGUACCCCCCCUCCCUCCUCCCCAUGCUCCAUAUCCUCCUCACCCAGACGUGUAAGAAAGCGGGGGGGGGGGGGGGGAAGCUCCGUACACCUUCCCAUUCCACCCCAGUGGACAGCCCAAGCAAAAGGCUGUCAUUUUUUUAACCUUUUUUUAGUGGCCUUUUCCUUCCCACCGAUCCUCCUC